Eimeria tenella is the source of this 441-nucleotide messenger RNA. RefSeq lists its product as uncharacterized. Bases 1 to 441 code for a protein of 146 amino acids. NCBI's taxonomy places the organism in Eukaryota, Apicomplexa, Conoidasida, Eucoccidiorida, Eimeriidae. The record is from RefSeq and is a predicted model, not a curated record. The transcript has a single exon.
AUGUUGGUGCCAGGUGAAGACGCAAAGACGAGAGCACUCAGAAGGGAAGCGCUGGAGCGAGUAAGGCAACGAGCACGAGAGGCUAGAGAGAAACAACGGCAAGACUCGCUGUCACUUCAGCUGGAACAGGAGCAGCAGCAGCAGCGCAGCCAAGAGUUAAGCCGGCAGCUUAUGCAACGCACCUUGCAACGGAUACGGGAAAACGCAGUGAAGCAAGAAGAACAGAGGCAGGAACAGCUCAUACUGCAGCAAAAAAUGAUGCAACAGGCAGAAGAAAGAAAAAAAUACUGCGCUCAGCACCGCAGAGCCCUGCAACAGAAGCUGAUACGACAGCAGAGAGAAAUUAAAAACAAAAUACGCACGCGCGCAGAAGAGAGCGUCAGGCAGUCGAGGGAAGCAAAGGCAAGGUCCCAUAGCGCGUUAGGAGUAGCAUGCCCUUAG